Messenger RNA from Penaeus vannamei (Pacific white shrimp), 4282 nucleotides. NCBI's taxonomy places the organism in Eukaryota, Metazoa, Arthropoda, Malacostraca, Decapoda, Penaeidae. The record is from RefSeq and is a predicted model, not a curated record.
AGCGCGUCAGUAGAGCGGACAGAGUGGUGAGGUGAGGAGUGUGUCGCUCCAAGCCUAGAUAUACUUGAAGCUCGACACACUGCCCGUGAAAUUUGCUCUCUGCUUAGAUUGUCGAAGAGUGUACAGCAGUGGAUGUCGGAGCAGUGACAGCUCGUAUUUCAGACCAUCACCGACAGUUGCCGUAUACAGCGAACUAUUUAUUUUAAACAAGCAGUGACAUAGAGACGCAGGAGGUCCAGGAUGGAAACCGAAGCACAGGCAGGAACCACCCAGGGUAAACUAACACAAUAUGGAAUACAAAAACUGUAUAGCAUAAAUCCCGACCAACAACAAAUCACUGUUCAGGUCGUGUUCUUCGCCUUCCAUGGAACGCGGUACUACCUUCGCUUGGCGGACGGGGAGGAGCUGUCUCCGAUCGUCCUCAUGGAGAAGAGCGUCUAUGGCUCUGACUUCGGCUUGGGUGACGUCAUUGUGAUUAAACAGCGAGCAUGCCACCCAGAUGACAAACCAGAAUGGGAGAAGGGACUAGAAGACAACGACUUCUGGCAUAUCUAUAUAACGGAGUACACUGUCUCUGACCAUUUCAGUACAGUCAGGAGAGUGAUUGGAACUUACGAUGAAAUUGCCCAAAGUUACCGGGAGUCAGUUAAAAGUAUCCGUCAUUUCUUAGAAGACAAAAGUUAUAACAUGAAUGUGAACGCCCUGGUUUCUGUGACCCCAAUAAAAGUCGAAGUCAUCGGUAAGGCUUCUAGGUUUUCGAGAGAUAUUGCUAACUUAUCUCACUAUCUUCUGGACUACAAAAGCGCCGUUAAAGAGUAUUCUAAAGCUAUAAGACAUGACCUUUAUAACUCCACGAGUUGGUCCAACUGCAGCCAGACCUUCCUGAGGACCAGAGACUACGCUGAUGCCGAACAGUUCGCAAUCAUCGCCCUUAAGUUCAAUCCGUUUCACGAGAAGUCAUACAUACGACUGGUGCAAUCAGCGCUGGCACAAGGAAAUGUACCCCAGGCACAUCAUUAUGCCCGCGCUGCCAAGUUCAUGUGCCGCGCCAACAAACCUGCGAGGGCAUUUUUGAAAAAGGCUUUUGCCCGUUUUGAUGAACUUUCAACAGUGGCUUUCAUUCAGCCUUUCCCAGUGAGAACGCUAGGAAAAAUAUAUUCAUUUUUAUAUUCGUCAAGUAAGAUAAAAUUAACAUACGAGGGAAAGAGAGUGACUCUUGACAAAGACGCGAGAAUUAGUGAAGUGGCGAAUGAAGAGUGGGAGUUGGAAGUAAUGCCCUUGUCUCUGAUCUACAAUCUCCAUAUUUCCAGGAAUGACCAGUUUUUAACACUUCUGAAAACUGAAAACAGAAGGAGCUUAAUGAAAAUGUUGAAGGAAAGUGACAAAUAUGAGGAAGAAAAGCAGAAAAAAAACUUAGUGAGAGAACUCUUACACCUCUACAAUAUGAAGAAGGACAGGAAAAGGAGAGAACAAAAUAUCAAGAGAAGAAAUCAACAGCAAAAGUCGAGAGAAAAUGUAAGGAUAAAGAUACAGAAGGAACAAGAGAGCAGAAGAGAACUGGAAGAAAGACUGCAGCAGAGAGAACUGAGUAUGAUGAAGAAAAUGAAUGUGGAAGUAAAAUCAAAGACGAAAAAAAAACCUACGAGUCAAGAAAUUUUCCUGGAAACUUGUGAGAAUGGAAGAAGAUUCUUUGAGGAGCAUCACUAUCGUCAAGCUGUCAUGGCUUUUGAGAAGAGUAUGGAGGAACAUCUCAGAAAACAAAAAGGUGACCUGAAGGAAAUCCACUUUGCAGCAGCCUUGUGUGAGAUACAAUCUGGACGAGGCUACAUUACUGAUGGUAUGGAUAUUCUGAAGGUUUUGGCGUGUGACCCGGAAUUUGCACCAGCUGCCAACUAUUGGCUUGCAGUUAGUCACGAGAAAAUUUGUAUGUUUAAAAGGGCAGGGACAUAUGCAGAGUCUUGUCUUAACCAACUAAAAGAAAAUGGAGACUAUAAAGGAAAUAUGUGGCCUGGUACUUCCGAGAUCAUUCCUGAAACUACCCCUGCAUAUUUGGCAAAAGGCUCCAAGGAAGUGCGUGAGCGGGUGACAUCAUCAGUUCCAGCACCUAAGGCAAAGUGCCAUCUGAGUAAUUGCUGUUCCGUUCAAGGUCAUGAUUUUGCCAAGCAGGAAAUUUAUUUACAAGACCUUGAGUUCAAAGGUUACAUAAAUGUGACAUGUGAGGAGGACUGUAUCAUCAGUUUCCAUCAUGUGUGCUGGAAAUCCUUGAAGGAACAAGAUAAAAAUGCCAAGAAAAAAGAUAAGGAUUUCCUUGGUACAGAAUGCCUAACUCCAGAUUGUUCAGGCCUGAUACAUAGCAUAACUAUUUAUGACAGUAACAAUGAAAUCAAAUUGGAACUAGUUAAAGAUAAAAAAAGAAAUGACAGUACUGUAAAGGAAAAGAAGAAAAAGGAAAAGAAGAAGGAGAAACCAACAGUAACCAAACCAGAAACACGUGAAAAGAAGAAAGAGAGGCAAGGAGGCGCCAGCAAAGAAGCUUCUGGAUUAGAACAGACACUACAACUGAAUGACACAGAUACUGCACAAGAAAUGGAGUCAACUGUUCCUGAAGCUCCUGCUCUGCCAAUUGAUCCUGAAAGUCUGGAAUGGACAAACGUUACUGUGCUCAAGCCAUCUGCUGAAGAAGAACAGACAGACAAGCCAAAAUCCAUAAAGAAAAAGAAGAAAAAGAAGAAAAAGAAAGCCACACCUCAAGCUGAUCUUUUAGGAGAUCCACUAGAUGCAUCUGAAAAUGUUGAGAAUGAAUAUGUAGCACGUCUAAAAUUACUGAAGCAGGAGAAAGAAGAGAAAAUGAUGUCCAAUGCAGAACUAAGGAAAUUGAAGAGGGCAAGAGCUCUACAAGAAAGGAAGGACUCAAGAAAUGAUGCCUCGGAUAAUGUGGGGGAACUGCUCUCUGAAUGUCAACCUGUCCAACCGAUUGACCCAAACAACCCAUUCUUCAUACCAAAAGAUCUUAGAAAAGAUAAUGUGAAAUUUGAGCAGUUCUUAAAGGGAGAAAAAUUUGGUGGAAAAACUUUGAAGGACCCGCUGCUGAAGCCAGUUGUUCCUUGUUAUGAUGGUGACAUUAAUAUUAAUAUUCAAAGUGGGCUUCAAGAGGCAGGUCGAAAAAACAGAACGGAAUCCACCAGUUCUUCUGACAGUUUUGAAGAUCCAGUCACAGAAAUUGAGAGUGGAGCAUGUGCUGAUCCAAGAGCAGAAGUUCUUGAUCUACUAGGCUCUGAUGUUGAUGUUGAUGUUACUUGUUCAAUUUGUCUAGAACCAUAUGAUGAUUUUGUCUCAGAGACCCUUGACUGUGGACACAGAUUCCACCACAAAUGCAUAAGAUAUUGGCUAAAACAACAGUCAAAUUGCCCAAACUGUCGGAAAUUUGCACUAACAGAGGAAGACUAUCCAUCAUUAUUAGAUGCGAGAAAAUGGUUAUCACUAUGAUUUUUUCGCAAGCUUUAACUAUUAACAGACCUUUAAGUCUUUUUAAUGUUUCCAAACAAUGUUUAUAAUGUUCUCAAGUACAAGGUCUGAAUGAAAAGUAUCAAACCUUUAGCUAUAAAGUGCUGGAACCUUCCCCCCUCCCCCUCAAAAUAGACACCCUGGCUCUAUGCAUAAGUAGUCAAUCAGUCUUCCGAUUUCUGGACACAUGCAACGGGUUUUUAUUACUUACUUUAUGUUUCCCUUGAUCUUCAAAAACAUUCCAAAUGGUAAAACUGUUUAACACAUUGGCAAUGGAUAUGUGCACUGUCUACUGUUUCUUUUUAUAAAUUUUGUUUACAAAGAUAGCUCUACAAGAACUUAGUCAGGAAGCAUUUGUUUCCAUGGUGACUAAGGUCUUCUAGAUUCACUUAUAGAAAAAAUAGAAUUACAAAUAAAAUAAAAUCAUAGUGGUCUGAGUAUAUAAGAACAUACCCUCCUAGCAUCUGUUGGUUCACAUGGAGUACUAUUAAGAGUUGUAGACUGUGCCAAACUCCUGCCUUGUACUCUACAACACCUCUGCCCAUAACAGAUUAAAAUAAAUGUAAUGGGGAAGGCAAAGACAUCCCCACAAAAAUGACUUUGAGAAGUAUUUUCAUCAGUGAUAUACAUCAUGGGCUUUUUGUGUAUGGAGCCAGGGAAUGAAAGUUUCUUCAGAGGAACAAACUGUACAGAUUUUAUUUAAUAUGCAAAUAUGUGGGUCUAUUUUUAAGGUAAUAAUAUGUUAAAAAUACUUUUAAAUAAAUGCUUAGAUAGUUGG